Messenger RNA from Meloidogyne enterolobii, 959 nucleotides. The record is from the annotation of a GenBank genome assembly. Lineage: Eukaryota; Metazoa; Nematoda; Chromadorea; Rhabditida; Meloidogynidae.
GUCUCUCUUCUUCAUACGAAAUCAAAUCGGGUGUACCCCAGGGGUCGGUCCUCGGCCCACUUCUUUUUCUUGUCUAUAUAAAUGAUCUCCCUGGGGUACUUCCCCAACACCUACACAUAAAACUAUAUGCAGACGAUGCAAAAAUUUACGAGCACUUUGACAAUAAUAACUCCAAAUUAUUACAAAAAGGACUGAAUUCGAUAAAUAAAUGGAGUCAGGACUGGGCCCUUCCAAUAGCACAUGAUAAAACUUUUAUUCUUCAUAUCGGUAAAAAUAACACUGGUAUAAAAUACAAAAUUAAUGAUAUUAUCCUCCAAGAAACCUCAUCUAUUAGGGAUUUAGGUAUCGAAAUCACAAAAUCUCUCUCCUUUAAUUCCCACAUCAACAAAAUUGUUAAAAAUGCAUUCUACCGCUCCAUUCAACUUUUAAGGACUAUUCACUCAACCAACCCUAAAAUAUGGUCUAUUUCAUUUAAAUCCUAUGUUAGACCCAUACUUGAGUAUGGACCUGAAAUCUGGAAUCCGAUGACGAAAACACUUACUAAUCAAAUCGAAAAAGUUCAAAAGUUUUACACCCUUCAUGCUCUUAGAAAAUGUAAACGAUCCAAAAUCGCUUAUCAAGAUAGGUUAAAAAUUUUCGACCUAGAAAGUCUCAGUCUAAGACGUACUCUUUACGAUUUAACCUUGAUUUAUAAAAUUAUCAAUCACUUUACUUCAAUCAAUCCUAAAACAUUAAUAACAUUUUCCUCCAGAACUAAAAGAAAUAAACACAAACAACAAAUACAAAUUUUAAGGAAAACAUCUAAAACUGAAAAUUGGAUUAUAAAUAGGUGUACAAAUACUUGGAAUUCUCUCCCAGAAAACAUAAUUAACUCGAAAACUCCAAAACAAUUUUGGAUAUUACUUAAAAAUCACUUAUUAAAAGCCAAGGAAAUAAAUAAUACAUUUAUAUACUACUAA